AUGAAUGCACUCGUAGUAAAGAAGGGUUACAUUUCGGUGAAGGAGGAUGGUUUAAGGGCUUGGAUAUGGUCGAAAAGAUGGUUAUUACUUAGAGACCAAACUCUUACUUUUCAUCGGAACGAGAAUACGUACCAAGCAGUUGCUCUAAUUUUCCUCAAAGAGAUUAUAAACGUUUCUCGGACAGAUUUAAAACCUUAUUGUUUCGAAAUUCAAACAAAAGAUAAAACAUAUUACCUUUCUUGCAAAAAUGACGAAGAAUUAUAUUCUUGGAUGGACGAAAUUUAUACGCGAUCACCUUUAAGCGGCGUAUCCAACCCUACAAAUUUUUCGCAUAAUAUUCAUGUUGGAUUUGAUCCAGUUAGUGGGAUGUUUACAGGCAUGCCUGAACAAUGGACCAAACUUCUGACAGCUUCUGCUAUCACUCAAGAGGAUUAUGAAAAAAAUCCUCAAGCAGUUUUAGAUGUGUUAGAAUUCUAUACAGAAAAUCAAAAGAGAGAGCGAGAAUACGAAGAUGGUAUAUUAGGCCACAUUCCAGGUUUCCCUGCACAACCUGAUGAUAAGUGGGCUGACCUAUUACCGAAAAAAAAUAAUAAUGUGCCUGCAAAGAACCAAUUAUAUCCUAAUCCUAAUCCUAAUGGUAACGGGUAUGAUAUGAAUAAAAUUUCACCUGGUGGGAUCACUGGAAUGGGUAAUAACAGUAUGAAUGGAAGACAAAUGGUACAACCAAACAAUAUGAGCAAUAAUACCAUGGGUGGCAGAAAUGAUAUUGCAGAUUCUUCUCGCAAAAUGUAUUAUGAAGAUACUCGACCUGAUAUUCUACCAAAUCGUCCUCCAGUCACCCCAAGACCGCCAAAUACGCUGAGUGCAAACAAUAUGCGUCCACCACCAAAUUCCGGACCCGUUCCGCCAAUUUCCCCAUCCUUAUAUAAUCAGCAACCUUCUCAAACUAUGAUGUCAUCAACACCACAACGUGUUCCUGAAAAGUAUUCACAAAAUUACCAACAACCACCACCACCGCCUAUCCCUCAACCACCAAAGAAAUCUGCACCAGAGAGAAGGAUUAGUACAAUGACUGAAGCACAGAUAAUGGAAAAGUUGAGAUCAGUGGUUUCGUCGGGUGAUCCAACUACACUCUAUAGCAAAAUCAAGAAAGUCGGUCAAGGUGCUUCUGGUUCUGUAUACGUUGCUAAGUCCCUCACAACAAGCGCUAAAGUUGCCAUUAAACAGAUGGAUCUUUCACAUCAACCUCGAAAGGAGCUUAUUGUUAAUGAAAUUCUCGUAAUGAAAGAAUCUCAACAUCCAAAUAUUGUUAAUUACCUUGAUUCUUUCUUAGUUAAAAGCAACGAACUUUGGGUAGUUAUGGAAUAUAUGGAAGGCGGAGCAUUAACGGAUGUAAUUGAUAAUAAUACUCUUGAAGAAGAUCAAAUUGCGGCUAUAUGCUUUGAGACAUGUAAGGGACUCCAACACCUUCACGGACAAAAUAUUAUUCACCGUGAUAUUAAAAGUGAUAAUGUUCUAUUGGAUGCAUAUGGUCACGUGAAAAUUACCGAUUUUGGUUUUUGUGCCAAAUUGACCGAUCAAAAAAAUAAACGCGCAACAAUGGUUGGAACUCCUUAUUGGAUGGCACCUGAAGUAGUAAAACAAAAAGAAUAUGGUGCCAAAGUAGAUAUUUGGUCACUUGGAAUUAUGGCAAUUGAAAUGAUAGAAAACGAACCUCCAUACUUAGAUGAAGAGCCUCUUAAAGCAUUAUAUCUAAUUGCCACGAAUGGCACCCCAACAUUGAAAAAGCCGGAAAAAUUAUCUCGAGAACUCAAGAGUUUCUUAGCUGUAUGUUUGUGUGUAGAUGUUAAAAGCAGAGCAACUGCUUUGGAACUUUUAGAACAUGAAUUUCUGAAGAAAGCUUGCCCGUUAUCAGAUCUUGCUCCUUUGCUUAAAUUCAAGACCGCCAAGGAUGGAAGAUCAUGA
Molecule: messenger RNA, 1965 nt
Organism: Funneliformis caledonium
Lineage: Eukaryota; Fungi; Glomeromycota; Glomeromycetes; Glomerales; Glomeraceae
Source: the annotation of a GenBank genome assembly